Molecule: messenger RNA, 1327 nt
Organism: Arabidopsis lyrata subsp. lyrata
Lineage: Eukaryota; Viridiplantae; Streptophyta; Magnoliopsida; Brassicales; Brassicaceae
Product: INO80 complex subunit D
Exons: 2
Coding region: 72-944 (290 amino acids)
Cellular component (GO): NSL complex
Source: RefSeq, a predicted model, not a curated record
UUUAGUUUCAAGUAAUUGAAAGUAAAAAAACAUCUCUGAUUUUGAAUCAUCUCUGUCAUUUUCCGGCGACAAUGGCGUCAGCUCCCAAGAACAUUGAGCAAAACCCUUUCUCCUUAAAACCCCCAAGGCCUCCGUCUUCCUCCGGCGCUGUAUCUUCAACCUUCGUUGCUUCCACUUCAGUAGAACCCCAAAUUAGGAACCCUAACCCUAGCACAAACGCCUUACCAUCGACCUCGAAUUCACCAAUUACGAUGUCACAAGAAGAUGAAUUACUCGCACGCUCCAGUCACCUCACACCCCCAGAGCUCUUACGACGCCGAGCACACAAUCUUAAGCAGCUCGCCAAGUGCUAUAAAAACCAUUAUUGGGCUUUAAUGGAGGAUCUCAAGACGCAACACAGGGAUUAUUGGUGCAAGUAUGGGAUUAGUCAGUUCAAAGACCAACAGAAUCAAUCGAAUAAGAGACGGAGGCUUGGUCCAGAAGGAGAAAUCGGAGCCGUUGAAGGUAGUGGAGAUAAGGCUAAUGAUGGUGGUAAUGGUGAUGUGUAUGCAAACAACAAUGGGAGCUGUAUGUAUGGAUGCAAAGCUAAAGCCAUGGCGCUUACCAAAUACUGUCAAUUGCAUAUUCUCAAAGAUAGUAAGCAGAAGCUCUACACUGGUUGCACAAACGUCAUCAACAGAUCUCCAGCAGGACCAUUACUUUGUGGAAAACCAACACUUGCAUCGACUGUUCCUGUACUGUGUAAUGUGCACUACCAGAGAGCACAAAAGAAUGUUGCCAAAGCUUUAAAAGAUGCUGGUCACAAUGUCUCUUCAACAAGCAAGCCUCCCCCAAAGCUCCAUGCUUUAGUAGCUGCAUUUGUGCAUCACAUUCAAGCACAGAGAAAAAAGGCACACAAGGAUGGUAAACUUAAAAGCGUAGUAAAAGAAGAAAUGACAAGCUGAGUCAAGCCGCGUUCCCACAAGUAAUUUAUUGGAUCAAGUCGUACAGAAGUGAAAAGGUGAGGACCUUGGCUUGGCUUACCAUAUCUUCUACAGAUUCAUCUCUUUCAGUUCUUGUGAGUAGAUUUGACAAGCGACGGGUUUUGUUACAGUGUUGGUAUCGGAUCUUUAUCAGCACUGAGCUAUUAAGAACAGGUUUUUCGGUACAGUGUAGGGUAUAGUCUUAGAGCUUAAGAUAGGUCUAAUUACAGUGGUAGUUACUGAGAUGAAGAUUCCACUGUUUCUGAAGACUUGAUAAGACCUGUGUUGGAACUCAAUUUAACUGUGUUUUGUUGCAAUUUUGAUCAAUUAGUCGAGUUAAUUCGAAAACUUAUGUAAUAGUCUAA